This is a messenger RNA of Chanos chanos (milkfish), 1116 nucleotides long. It is a transcript of the gene sstr1b, whose product is annotated as somatostatin receptor 1b. The record is from RefSeq and is a predicted model, not a curated record. The transcript has a single exon. Bases 1 to 1116 code for a protein of 371 amino acids. Gene Ontology annotation, cellular component: plasma membrane; neuron projection. Gene Ontology annotation, molecular function: somatostatin receptor activity; neuropeptide binding. Gene Ontology annotation, biological process: cellular response to glucocorticoid stimulus; neuropeptide signaling pathway. NCBI's taxonomy places the organism in Eukaryota, Metazoa, Chordata, Actinopteri, Gonorynchiformes, Chanidae.
AUGGAUUACAUGUCUGUCUAUAAUGGAAGUGAGGAUGUGGGUUACCCAACAGGACUGCCUUUCAAUUUGACUGGUGACUACGAGGACUAUGAGCAGGAGCCUGACGCUAGCAAGAUAAUCAUCCCCUCCAUCUAUGCACUGGUAUGCUGUGUGGGGGUUACUGGGAACGCCAUGGUCAUCUACGUCAUUCUGAAGUACGCCAAGAUGAAAACGGCCACCAACAUCUAUAUCCUGAACCUGGCCAUUGCGGACGAGCUCUUCAUGUUGAGUGUUCCCUUCUUGGCCACGUCUGCUGCUAUGCAUCACUGGCCCUUUGGUUCCUUCAUGUGUCGGCUGGUGUUGAGCAUGGACGGUAUCAACAUGUUCACCAGCAUCUUCUGUCUCACGGUCCUCAGUGUGGACCGCUACAUCGCAGUGGUGCAUCCAAUCAAAGCGGCUCGUUACCGCAGACCCACUGUGGCCAAAGUGGUGAACGUUUGCGUUUGGGGACUCUCGCUACUGGUCAUCUUACCCAUUAUAAUUUUUGCCGACACCGUGCCAGCGCAAGAUGGCGGAGUGGACUGUAACUUCCUGUGGCCCGAAGCCUCGUGGUCCGAAGCAUUUGUCGUGUACACAUUCCUGCUGGGGUUCCUACUGCCCGUAGCAGCUAUUUGUCUGUGUUACUGUCUGAUCGUGGUGCGGAUGCGUGCCGUGGGCCUGAAGGCUGGCUGGCUCCAGCGGCGACGCUCGGAGAAAAAGAUCACCCGCAUGGUACUGCUGGUGGUGGCGGUUUUUGUGGUUUGCUGGAUGCCCUUCUACAUUGUCCAGCUGGUCAGUGUCUUCCGCCACCCUCCGGACCCCAUGGUCACCCAGCUCUUUGUCAUCCUCAGCUACGCCAACAGCGGCGCUAAUCCCAUCCUCUACGGCUUUGUCUCAGACAACUUCCGUCGCUCCUUCCAGCGCAUCGUCUGCUUCCGCUGGAUGGAGAAUGGACUGGAUGCGGAGCAGGUGGACUACUGUGCCGUGGCCCUGAAACGGCAGACGACCUGUGGCCCUCAGGACUUUCCUAAGGAGUGUCUCGUCUCCGACAUGGUUUUCCGGAAUGGUACCUGCACCUCCCGCACCACCACACUAUGA